GAUGUAAUAUUAUGGUAUGUAACUAUUGUUUGUAUUUCACUCUCUAUGAUCUCACUCGUACUUGUUAUUAUAACUUAUCUUGUAUUUAGCGAAAUAAGAACACAACCAGGAAUAAACAAUCUGACCCUUUCCUGCAACCUGUUCCUUGCACAACUCGUAUUAAUGGUUGGUUUUGAUAAAACUAACCAAGUAACAUUAUGUAAGGUUUUAGGCAUGACUACUCAUUUCCUAUGGCUUAGUAUGCUAUUUUGGAUGAAUAUCUGUUCUUAUCACAUGCUC
Lottia gigantea (owl limpet) is the source of this 279-nucleotide messenger RNA. RefSeq lists its product as hypothetical. NCBI's taxonomy places the organism in Eukaryota, Metazoa, Mollusca, Gastropoda, Lottiidae. The annotation marks the transcript as partial. Gene Ontology annotation, molecular function: G protein-coupled receptor activity. The record is from RefSeq and is a predicted model, not a curated record. The transcript has a single exon. Gene Ontology annotation, cellular component: membrane. Gene Ontology annotation, biological process: G protein-coupled receptor signaling pathway; cell surface receptor signaling pathway.